Medicago truncatula (barrel medic) is the source of this 1421-nucleotide messenger RNA. Its product is annotated as F-box/kelch-repeat protein At3g23880. The coding region runs from base 26 to 1108 and encodes 360 amino acids. Gene Ontology annotation, molecular function: protein binding. The record is from RefSeq and is a predicted model, not a curated record. The transcript has 2 exons. Lineage: Eukaryota; Viridiplantae; Streptophyta; Magnoliopsida; Fabales; Fabaceae.
CCCUAAUUAGGAAACUCACUCUGCCAUGGAAAUGGCGCAGGUUAGCGAUUCUCGGUCAUUCACGGCGGAAACAACAACCCGAACCCAGCUUCCCACUCUUCCCUUUGAUGUCCUGCCUGAGAUUCUGUUUAGGUUACCUGUCAAAUUACUCGUACAGCUUCGGUGCCUUUGUAAGUUUUUCAAUUCUCUUAUUUCUGAUCCUAAAUUCGCAAAGAAACACCUUCAAUUGUCAACAAAGCGCCACCACCUCAUGCGAAAAUGUCGUAACAUAUCACGUGAGUUAGUUCUGUAUGAUUCGCCAAUCCCAUCCGUAUUUUCUACUUCAACCGUUGUUACACAGACACAACUUUACCCUCCUAAUGGAGAUACCUACACAUCAGUGAAGUGCUCUUGCGAUGGCAUAUUUUGUGGUAAGCUCAAUAAUGGUUCUUAUUUCUUGUGGAACCCUUCCAUUAGAAAAUUUCAGCUAUUGCCUCCUUUGAAAAAUCCAUACGAAGAUUACUUUUCCAUAAGCUUUGGGUAUGAUCAUUCUAUUGAUAACUACAAGGUCAUUCUUGUUUCUGACAAAAACGAAGUUAGUGUUAAUACUUUGGGGACUGAUUAUUGGACAAGAAUGCAGGACAUCCCAUAUUCUUACGGCAUUUGUAGACGGGGAGUAUUUGUGAGUGGCACUCUUAAUUGGUUGGCCCUUGAUGAUUCAAAAAUUCUUUCUCUUGAUUUAAAGAAGGAGUCAUAUCAACUGCUUUUGCUACCUGAUUACAAGUGUCAUUCGUGGAUCUUCUUGGAUGUAGUGAGGGAUUGCUUGUGUAUCUCUGCAGCUAGUGAUAUGUUUAUGGAUGUUUGGAUUAUGAAACACUAUGGAAAUAAAGAGUCUUGGACUAAAUUGUACACUGUUCCUAACAUGCAAGAUCGGGGUUUAGAAGCCUACAAUGCUUUAUACAUUUCUGAGGAUGACCAACUGUUGGUCGAGUGUCUUGAGAUUGAAAGUGACAAUGAUAAGUUGGUUGUUUACGAUUCCAAAACUGGUACUUCGAAUAUUCCUGAGUUUCAAAACAAAUAUGACCUGAUAUACUCAAAUGUCUACAUUGAGAGUUUGAUAUCACCUUAAGCUGGGAUUCAACUCCAACAUAUAUAUGGUUGAUUGUGUUUGUUCGUUUCAGUUGAAGGGUUAUUCGCAGGCUGGCUGAGUUGCUUAUGUUCAUUUUGUGGUCUGGAGCCUUGCUGAAGAUGGUGGUGAAAAGGGGUAAUAGUUCUAGUGUUGUCGAAUUCCUAAGUUCAGUUUAAUUAUUUCUUGUGGAGUCAAACUAGAUGAGAUGAAAAAACUAUAUGUUCUGUAUAAUUAGGAAAAACUUGUCUCCCACUUUUUUAUUGUAUGUUUGUAUGAAAAAUACAAUCUUGAAAGUCUAUGUUUCAUUGUGUUA